UGGGGUGAGGCUUCUCUUAAAGUGGAGGGGGUGGUGCUACAAGAAGGACUGGUCAGUGGAGCUGUUGUUGACCAUUCCUGUUGACCGCCUUCCUUCUUUCCAAUUCUCUUUCUCGACAUCUUUUUGAUUUGCGAUACUUCUUCUUUUUUCAUUUUUUUUAAUAAUACCAUUGACCCUCCCUCAGAUGUCACCUUCCUCCCUCACUCGACUAGUAACUCAAUCAAGAACUACUAAUACUCACCCCGAGCCAAACAUCAGUCCAACCGAACCCAACCACCCAUCGAUCAGUAGCUUCUAUCCAACAGUCACCAGCCCGAAUAACACUUCACCACCCAGAACACCCACAGGGAAAACCCAUCCACCCGAGAAUCACAACCAAAUCCAACAAGUAGACCCCACCCAGAACCGAGAUCCCCAAGACCCCCCCACUUCAUCUACGGAUGCUUGUGACCGUCCACCAGAACUCACCACUACCACCACCACCACCCAGCUCCAGCCAAACACCACCAAACGCGACUCUCCAGAGAGCCCGACUCCGGCCCCUACCUCGGCCUCGAAACGUUGGGGUGCUGUUAAGGCUAAACUGAUCCGUGGCUCGUCCGUCGGAUUGAGUCCUACCGAUCGUGAGAGCUCCGGGCAGACCUCUCGGGCUACUACCACCAUCAAUCAACUCCUUCGAAUUAAAUCCAAAUCUACUACCGAAAAAGACAUCCGUGGCCCCGAAUUGACUGCUCAACUCUCAAGUGGUUUACUGGCAAUAAUUAUGCUCAAAAUGGCGAUGGACAGAGACGAACAUGGACAGCAUCGAAUUCCAAUUCUGAUGAAUUAUCUCAAACUGAAGAUCAGUGAUAGUAUUCAUCCAUUUCAUGCGACUCAUGCCGUGUUCAAGAUCGAAUUGGAAUACGGAGAUGGCUUACUCCACUGGGUCAUCUACCGAGAACUUCGUGACUUUGUCAACCUCCAUGCGGCCUACAAAGCAUCCAACAUCGUUUCUCGAAAUUCGAGCGAUGUCACCCUACCAAACUUCCCCAGGACUUCGUUGCCGUACUACAACUUACUCAAACGUGAAGGGAAGGCAGAAGGCAAGGCCGAGUUUGCGCGACUCCAACGAGCCGGUCUACAGGAGUAUCUUAUCAAGCUCACCAAGGCUACCAUGUUUGUACCAGAAGCAAAUCGACUCUGUAAAUUUCUCGAGAUCUCCGCGCUAUCUCUAGCUCUAGCCAAUCGAGGUGGCUUCCAAGGGAAACAGGGAUAUCUCAGAAUCAUGUCCAAUGGCGCAUUUUCUAGGCGCCAACGCACUGGUUUUCAUCCAUUCAAAUUCAAAGGCCGUCGCGAGCCCAAGUGGUUUAUUGUUCGAGAAUCUUAUUUGAUCUCAGUUGAUGAGCCAGAUCAGACUGAAAUUUAUGACAUCUUCUUGGUAGAUGAUGAGUUUCAAUUGAAGCGACCCACGCGUCUAUUGAAGCAAGGCAUUCAUCUCUUAGAUUGGCAUGAUGCAUCAAAGGAGCAACACGCACCAACCCUGAAUUUUGAUAACGAAGUCGAUCCCAAUCAGUCUGCCCAAGGAAAUCCCUCGGGCAGUGGCGAUCCUGACGAAGGUGUGGCUGCUGAACUAGCGGCGGACUCUCGACAAGUCCAGCACGCAUCAUCGCACGUCUUUUACAUCACCAACUCUGAGCGGGAAGUCAAGCUGAUCGCUAAGAAUGAGAGGCAGAUGGAUCAAUUCAUCGCUUCUAUCGAACGCAUGGUGGCUAGGUCGAUUUGGCACGGAAAGAACCGCUUCGAUAGCUAUGCGCCCAUUAGGAUGAACGUCUCCGCCCAGUGGUUAAUCGAUGGAAGAGAUUACUUUUGGAAUCUUAGCAAAGCGAUCUUACUAGCCAAGGAACGGAUUUACAUCCAUGACUGGUGGCUUUCACCAGAACUCUACUUGAGAAGACCACCAGCACAAAACCAAAAAUGGCGACUUGAUAGACUUCUCGAGCGCAAGGCAAAUGAGGGCGUUCAAAUCUUUGUGAUCGUUUACAAAGAAGUAUCUAAUGGCUUUACACCCGUCGAAUCAGGCUACACUAAAUCGCGACUUUUAUCUUUAUCGCCGAAUAUCCACAUGCAACGAUCUCCUUCGCACACGGGUACUGGUAAUCUUCUUUGGUCUCACCACGAAAAGUUAUGUGUGAUCGAUGAAACGAUUGCUUUCAUGGGAGGGCUCGAUCUUUGUUUUGGUCGCUGGGAUACUCCUGGGCAUGCCCUGAUUGACGAUGCUAGUGGUGGUUUAGAAUUCAUUGAAUCUGUUCAUCCACAGUCUGCUGAAGCGGCAGACGGCCAGAUUUGGCCUGGCAAAGAUUACAGCAACCAACGCGUUUCUGAUUUCUUCAAUCUAAGUAAACCAGAAGAAGAUAUGUACGAUCGUGACCGAGUGCCUAGACAGCCCUGGCAUGACAUAGGACUACAGCUAAUUGGUCAGCCUGCACGUGACUUGUGCCGGCAUUUUGUUCAGCGAUGGAACUAUCUUUUGCGUACCAAAAAUCAUACUCGCUUGAUGCCUUUCCUCAUCCCCCCAUCGGAUUUUACACCGAUGGAGCUUUCAGAGCGCCGAAUCAUUGGGACUUGUGAAGCUCAGAUCUGUAGAUCUUGUGGUCCCUGGUCGAUUGGGACGCCUAAUAAAGUCGAGCAUUCGAUUCAAAGUGCUUAUGUCAAGGCGAUCCAAUGCAGCGAACAUUUUGUUUACAUCGAGAAUCAGUUUUUUAUCACUUCAUGUAUAGUCGAGGGCACAGUCAUCACCAACAAAAUCGGGGAUGCACUAGUCAAUCGAAUCAUACAAGCCCACGAAGAAGGUACUCCUUGGAAGGCAGUCAUCAUCAUUCCAACCAUGCCUGGAUACCCUUCCCCGUUGAAUGAAGAUGCUGCAGGCUCUGUCCGUCUGAUAGUCGAUUGUCAGAACAAGUCCAUCUGUCGAGGCGAAACCUCCAUAUUCGGUCGUCUACGCGCUGAAGGAAUCAAUCCCAAUGAUUACAUCAAUUUCUUUAGUCUUCGUGGAUGGGGAAAGUUGAAGAACGGUCAAUUGACAACCGAGGGUGUAUACAUCCAUGCCAAAGCGAUGAUUGUCGAUGACCGGUGUGUGAUCAUCGGAUCUGCGAAUAUCAACGAGCGAUCGCAAAGAGGCGAUCGAGAUUCGGAGUUGGCAUGUGUGAUCAGAGACACCGACAUGAUCGACAGUAGGAUGGCUGGAAAGCCUUACAAAGUUGGUAGAUUUGCACACACCAUGCGAGUUCGACUGAUGCGAGAACACUUGGGAAUCGAUGUCGAUGCAAUGGACGCAGAGGACGCAAAUAUGGAUCUGAUCGAUCAGCAGAUCAAGACGCAGGAGGAACACGCUGGACAUCAGCCCGGGGCCGCCGCGGUACCUAAGGUUGAUCACCAAUCUUCGUCGAAUUCUUUGGCGUCUCAAGCUUGGGAUCCAGAUCGAGAAGAACGAGGGCGAUCUACCUCGCGCGAGGGUAUCACCCAGCUUAUCCCACCUGGUGCCAGAUUUGUGAACGGGAUUAAGUCGAUGGGGCAUAGUGUCAAAGACAAGUUGGACCCUCACUCACACGACAUUGAUAAGGUUGGUGACCCAACAUCGAACAUCUCAGUUCAUGAUCAGCUUUUAAAGCAAGCACGCGAGAACCCGCAAGUAGCCAAGGGUAAAGAUCAAUCCAAGGAUGGCGAAGCCGAGCCGACUUCACGACUAGUGCCCACAUUAGAGGAAAUAGAUCAGCCGACAAAUUUUUCUACCAGUGACCCUCUGGCAUCUACUUCGAAAAACUCGACUGGUCGGCCUCCAGUCAUCGUGCAGCCUGAGUACUUACGUGAGAAAGACACUCCUUAUAAUGGUAACGGCAAGGCUCGUUCUCGGUCGCCAACGGAUGACUUCAAUGCCAAUUUUCGCUCAGGAACACCGACGCAAUCUCAAUCCAAAGCGACCGGUUUACCGCAACAUGAUUUCUUGAAUGCAGACCCGAACACGAGACGGAAUCGAACACUGAAUCCAAAAAAGUCCCAGUUCAUGGUCGCGACGCCCUCAAUCGAGGUGGACCCGAAUGGCUUCGAAGAUCCGAUCGAUGAUCGAUUCUACCAUUCGGUAUGGACGGCCAUCGCGAGUCGAAACACCCAGAUCUUUCGGACGGUGUUCAAGUGUGUACCUGAUGACAAGGUCACGACUUGGCAGGGAUACAAGGAGUUCGCAGCAUGGGAGAGCCGACAUGGGAAGCCCCUGAGAGAAUCAGCCCGGCCGGCUAGUUGGAACAGUGGCGGGAAUGGGGAGGAGGAAAACCUGAACAUGGGCAACAACGGAUCAUCGGCCGCUGGUGGAGAAGGGUCGAGCAACAGGGCCGAGCCCCAACAGCCGGCGACACCGAUGACUGCUUCACGCGCUCGCGGGAUGAGUGUUGCCAGUGGAGGUACAAUGGGUGUUGGGCGACCAGGAGAAGGUCACAGCAGAGCGGCGACGACGGCCGCCGAGAGUGACAACUUGAACAGUAGCACUCAGACUGGCCAUUCCAAGGAACCCACUGGGAACGCUGGCCUGGCUGCUUCCACCGGGACGAUCUCCAAGUCAGGCACGACUACCCGCAAGAAAUCGGUGGGAAGUACCAGUAAGUCCGCCGAGAGCAAGAAGGCUGUCGAUGAUCGUGCUGGAUUCACUGCGAUCGAACGCGAUCAGAUGGAGGAAAUGUUGACGGAGGUUCAGGGCCACUUGGUUCUAUUUCCUACACGAUUUAUGGAGAACGAAGAUCUAAAUAACAACUUUUUAUUCCAAAAAGAUAGGAUCCCUCCUUUGGCUAUUUACAAUUAAAAAAACCCUUCCAAUCAUCCAACUACUAACAUCAUCAUCAUCAGCAGCAGCAUUCGGUUUUCCUUCAAUCAGAG
Puccinia graminis f. sp. tritici CRL 75-36-700-3 is the source of this 4902-nucleotide messenger RNA. RefSeq lists its product as uncharacterized. Gene Ontology annotation, biological process: cell motility; phosphatidic acid biosynthetic process; intracellular signal transduction. The coding region runs from base 185 to 4828 and encodes 1547 amino acids. The record is from RefSeq and is a predicted model, not a curated record. NCBI's taxonomy places the organism in Eukaryota, Fungi, Basidiomycota, Pucciniomycetes, Pucciniales, Pucciniaceae. The transcript is spliced from 8 exons. Gene Ontology annotation, molecular function: D-type glycerophospholipase activity; phosphatidylinositol binding.